AUGGGACGAAGGAAGAUUGAGAUCCAGCCUAUAACCAACGAGCGCAACCGCUCCGUCACUUUCCUAAAGCGCAAGACGGGACUAUUCAAAAAAGCAUAUGAGCUAGGCGUGUUGUGUUCAGUCGAUGUCGCCGUCAUCAUCUUCGAACGAAGGCAAGGACAUGCGGAUAAACUCUAUCAAUACUGCUCGACGGAUAUACAGGGCAUGGUGGACAGGCAUCGACGCUUCGACGGCGAACGCGACACUCGCACCCCACACGACUUCUCAGGCAACGCA
Molecule: messenger RNA, 276 nt
Organism: Stereum hirsutum FP-91666 SS1
Lineage: Eukaryota; Fungi; Basidiomycota; Agaricomycetes; Russulales; Stereaceae
Product: SRF-like protein
Exons: 5
Biological process (GO): positive regulation of transcription by RNA polymerase II
Molecular function (GO): RNA polymerase II cis-regulatory region sequence-specific DNA binding; protein dimerization activity; DNA-binding transcription factor activity, RNA polymerase II-specific
Source: RefSeq, a predicted model, not a curated record